Messenger RNA from Morchella importuna, 2457 nucleotides. RefSeq lists its product as uncharacterized. The coding region runs from base 1 to 2457 and encodes 818 amino acids. Gene Ontology annotation, molecular function: 3',5'-cyclic-nucleotide phosphodiesterase activity. The transcript is spliced from 6 exons. The record is from RefSeq and is a predicted model, not a curated record. Gene Ontology annotation, biological process: signal transduction. NCBI's taxonomy places the organism in Eukaryota, Fungi, Ascomycota, Pezizomycetes, Pezizales, Morchellaceae.
AUGGUGUCGUAUCCAACUGAAUAUAACGUUGUCUAUGUUGAUCGUCGGGCCCGACAGGAUAGAAUACAACCCCGAGAAGAUUCGCUGCCAUCACCAAUCUCCUCUGGGCCUGAGUCUUACGACGGAAGUGAUGGAAUUCAAGAUGAACACGAGGAAGUGAUCCAGAACUUACAAUGCCUACUCUCAGUCUUCAACUCCGUUUCUAUCUGUGUAUCUGGUCCUUCAUGCAUAUCAUUACUUUCUGAGGUGGACAAGAACGAUCCAUCGCCCACUUUGGUCUUGCUGGAUAUUCCCUGGGACUCUCAACCUGCUGGCGAAGAAACUGAUAGUUAUGAAGGAAGACACGACUCUGGGGUGGAUGCUGGCCCUGGUGACAAACUCUAUGGUCUUCCACUUCUCAAAUUUAUCUGCGUUGAGAUGGAGAAUAAGCGCAUGUCGGGGUUGGUUGUGCCUAUUGUGUUUUUGACCAAUCCUGAAUCUUCGGUUGGCAGCGCAGGACAAAGCAAUGGGCAGAAAUAUUGGAACAACGGAAAAGAACCAAUUUUUCAAGGACGGGAGUUAGAAUGCAUUGACUUUGGAGCUGUCGAUGUUUUAACGAGUCCUCUUCCCAAGGAUAGGGCAAAGACGUUAUAUAUGCAUUGCCAUCGUGCUAGGAGAAACAUUCAAAAAUCGAGAAAGGUUUCAUGGGUUGGUGUGGAUGAACGCUCAGAUGAGCAAAAAUCUGCACGGGAAACAAGCGAAUAUGCUUAUUUAAGGGAGAAAAUGGUAUCGGAGUUAAUGAUGGAUAUCUGCAAACCAAAGAAAACGGUGUUUAUUCACCGCGGAAAUCAACCGAAAAUAUUACCCGCUCGGAUUGAAGAGAUCAAGCAAGCAAUUAGUAGCUGGAACUUUUCUGCACACGACUUCAGCGACGAGGAACUCGUUUACUCGGCCCUACUAAUGUUCGAACACGCUCUGCAAAUGCCAGAAGUUCACGAAUUCCGACUUCCUACUGAGCGAAUCAUGGAUUUCUUAACCGCAUGCCGAGCUUCGUACAAUCCAAAAAUUCCUUACCAUAACUUUAGGCAUGUCGUAGACGUUCUUCAGGCUGUUUUCUACUUCUUGCUACAGUUGAGGGCUCUGCCUUCGUUCACACCUGAUGACCCUAGUGUCGGAAAUUAUUUGCCUCCAAAUUCCCUGAGCAACACCCUCACCCCUCUUGAUGCUCUCACUCUACUUGUAGUUGCGAUUGGCCAUGAUGUAGGUCAUCCUGGCGUCAAUAACGCGUUUUUGGUCACCCUGAAGGCCCCACUUGCGCAGGUGUACAAUGACAAAUCCGUAUUGGAGUCUUUUCAUUGUGCAGCAUUCUCUCAGGUUUUGAGAAAAUAUUGGCCAAAAUGUUUGGAGUUGAGAAAGGCAAUGAUUGACAUGAUCCUAGCAACGGACAUGGGUCUUCACUUCGAAUACAUGGGAAAGCUGGAUAAGAUGAGGAAAAUGUUCGAGAAAGAUGGUAGUUCCGAGUCUUGGGACAAGAAAACAAUCUCUGAGCAUAAGACCUUAAUAUGUGCCCUCCUAAUCAAAUGUGCAGAUAUUAGCAAUGUGGCACGCGUUCACGAAUGUUCUGCACAAUGGGCGACCAUCUUAAUUGAUGAAUUUUCUAGACAGGCCUCCAUGGAAACCGAUCUCAAAAUACCUACAUCACUCGUUGUCCCGCCAGUUACUGGAUCAGUGCUUGCUUUGGCAAAGUCACAGGUGGGAUUUAUGAGUUUGUUUGCAGUACCAUUAUUUCAACAAUUGUCAGACGUGCUACCAGAAAUGAAAUUCAGCGUAGAUGUGUUGAAGGAAAAUAAAUCUAAAUGGGCGGCGAAGAUUGAAACAUUUGCCCCCAAUUCGGACAACAGGUUGAGUGGAAAUGGCUCAUCUAAGCAGUUUCUCACUACCGGGGUGGGAAGCUCCCCAGACGAAGAUGGCAACAGGAAUGGAAACACUGGCGUGGAUAAGCUGAGGAACAACUCAACGACACACCAGCAAUCCGUACUAGGGCCUGUUCUCAUGGAAUCUGAACAUCAUGUUCACAGCCGCGUGCCAACCCGGGUAGACUCGCAAAGAUCAGUACAACAAUGUUUGUCAACAGACUCGGCUGAACAGCCAAAAGUCAAAGUAGUUGUAACGCAACCAAAUCAACCCUUAUCGACCAACGGCAAUGCCCUCAAGCCUUCAGGCGAGAAAAGGCCAACCUAUCAGCAUUCAUCCGAACAUCUGUCGGCACAAAAGCCAACCGAAUCAGCCAUCAUAGACAGGCCAAGAUCAUCUCCACCCGACCUUGGAGAUUCGAGUGAUCACUCAUGCACAAAAGGAUGCUGUGGUGCUACAACAAACGUUGUAAUUGAGAAUACGGUUGCGCGCCGCCCCUCGAGUUUUUUCAAGAAGGUCAAGAGCUGGAGGAGCAGGAGAAAGGAUCACAGUAGUGAUGCCUGA